This is a messenger RNA of Papaver somniferum (opium poppy), 1107 nucleotides long. RefSeq lists its product as uncharacterized. NCBI's taxonomy places the organism in Eukaryota, Viridiplantae, Streptophyta, Magnoliopsida, Ranunculales, Papaveraceae. Gene Ontology annotation, biological process: DNA integration. The record is from RefSeq and is a predicted model, not a curated record. The coding region runs from base 1 to 1107 and encodes 368 amino acids. The transcript is spliced from 3 exons. Gene Ontology annotation, molecular function: nucleic acid binding.
AUGGAAUCUCAUCAAGAACACUUGCAGUUAACCUUGAAGACACUCAAGGAGAAUCAGCUAUUUGCAAAUCUCAACAAGUACUCAUUUGGACAAGGUAAAUUGGAAUGUCUAGGACACAUCAUAUCUGGUGAAUGGGUAGUUGCAGACCCAUCUAAGAUAGAGUGCAUGACAAGAUGGCAUGUUCCUGCAACUAUUAAAGACUUAAGAGGGUUCUUAGGUCUGACGGGGUAUUAUACAAAAUUUGUAAGGAAUAAUGGAUUUAUUGCAAGACCAUUGACAGAGUUGUUGAAGAAAAUUAGAUUUGAAUGGAGCACCACAACACAAGAGGCUUUUUAUAAGUUAAAGAGGGCAGGCAGUCACAACUACACCUGUCUUGGUGUGGGAGCAGUACUAAUGCAAGAAGGAAGGGUAAUAACUUUUUUCAGCAAAGGAAUGGGGCCAAGGUUCCUAGCCAUGUCUACUUAUGAGAAGGAACUAAUGGAAGUAGUGAUGGCACCCCUACCAAUUCCUGAACAGGCUUGGGAGCAUAUAAGCAUGGAUUUCAUCUUAGGACUUCCAAAGUCAAAAGGAAGAGAAGUUAUCUUAGUGAUAGUGGACAAAUUCACUAAGUUCAGACAUUUCAUAGCUCUGAUUCAUCCUUACACUGCAGCUUCAGUUGCCAAGGUAUUUAUUGACACUGUGUUCAAACUCUACGGACUUCCUAAAUCCAUAGUUUCAGAUAGAUAUGUUGUGUUCGUAAGAAAUUUCUGGCAAGCCUUGUUCAGUAGGCUAGGGACAUCUCUGCAUUUGAGUUCUGCAUAUCACCCUCAGACUGAUGGACAGACUGAGAGGGUGAAUGAUUGUUUAGAAACUUACCUAAGGUGUAUGACCAACUUCAAGCCUAGCAAGUGGGUGACUUGGUUGCCCAUGGCAAAAUGGUGGUAUAACACCAGUUACCACACAAUUCUAAAACUCUCCCCAUUUGAAGCGUUGUUUGGAUAUGCACCCCCACAGUUUGGUAUUUCUUCUGGUGCACAAGGUGUUAGCUCUGCAGUGGAUAAUUAUAUUGAGCACAGACAAGCCAUGAAGUUGUACUCAAGGAGUCUCUUGAAGAAGCUCAACACAUGA